Molecule: messenger RNA, 1642 nt
Organism: Ailuropoda melanoleuca (giant panda)
Lineage: Eukaryota; Metazoa; Chordata; Mammalia; Carnivora; Ursidae
Product: keratin-associated protein 10-4
Cellular component (GO): keratin filament
Source: RefSeq, a predicted model, not a curated record
AUGGCCGCGUCCACCCUGUCCAUCUGCUCCAGCGACCUGAGCUAUGGCAGCCGCGUCUGCCUGCCUGGCUCCUGUGACUCCUGCCCCGACUCCCCCUGGCAGGUGGACGACUGCCCAGAGAGCUGCUGCGAGCCCCCCUGCUGCGCCCCCAGCUCCUGCACCCCGGCCUCCUGCCUGACCCUCAUCUGCACCCCUGCGAGCUGUGUGUCCAGCCCCUGCCAAUCAGCCUGCACCAGCUCCUGCCAGCCCUCCUGCGGCAGCUCCUCCCCCUGCCAGGAAGACAGCUGUGUGUCUGUCUGCUGCAAGCCCGUGUGCUGUACCCCUGUCUGCUGCACCCCUGUCUGUUGCAAGCCCGUCUGCUGCACCCCUGUCUGCUGCAAGCCCCUCUGUUGCACCCCUGUCUGCUGCAAGCCCGCGUGUUGCACCCCUGUCUGCUGCACCCCUGUCUGCUGCAAGACCUCCCCCUGCUCAUCCUCCUCAUGCUGCCAGCCCCCCUCCUGCGUCCCCAGCUCCUGCCUGACCCUCCUCUGCACCCCUGCGAGCUGUGUGUCCAGCCCCUGCCAAUCAGCCUGCACCAGCUCCUGCCAGCCCUCCUGCGGCAGCUCCUCCCCCUGCCAGGAAGACAGCUGUGUGUCUGUCUGCUGCAAGCCCGUGUGCUGUACCCCUGUCUGCUGCACCCCUGUCUGUUGCAAGCCCGUCUGCUGCACCCCUGUCUGCUGCAAGCCCCUCUGUUGCACCCCUGUCUGCUGCAAGCCCGCGUGUUGCACCCCUGUCUGCUGCACCCCUGUCUGCUGCAAGACCUCCCCCUGCUCAUCCUCCUCAUGCUGCCAGACCAGCUCCUGCCAGCCCUCCUGCAGCAGCUCCUCCCCCUGCCAGGAAGACUGCUGUGUGUCUGUCUGCUGCAAGCCCGCCUGCUGCACCCCUGUCUGCUGCAAGCCCCUCUGCUGCACCCCUGUCUGCCCGGGGGCCUCUCCCUGCUCUGCCCCCUCCUGCUGCCAGCCCAGCCCCUGCUCCUCGUCCUGCUGCAGGCCCUCUUCCUGCGUGUCCCUGCUCUGCCGCCCCGUGUGCAGACCCGCCUGCUGCGUGCCCGCCUCCCCCUGCUGUGCCCCCGCCUCCUCCUGCCAGCCCAGCUGCUGCCGCCGGGCCUCCUGCGUGUCCCUGCUCUGCCGCCCCGUGUGCUCCCGCCAGGCCUGCUGUGGCCCCGCCUCGGCCCAGAAGUCCUGCUGCUAAGUGAUCUUCUUAAGGUCACCCCAAAUCUCAAGAGCGCAUCUGCACAGCCUGGAUUCUUUACUAAGCAGCAAGACAAGUGUCUGUCCCCCUUCCCUGGCCCCUGUGGUGGACACUGGUCACCCGUUCCCCACCGUGCAUUUUUCCCACUGAUUUUCCUCCAGUACUAACUUUUCCCAAGUUGACAUGCCCUGCCUCCUACACCUGGGUUGGCAGUGACCCACAAGGCCAGCUGGGCUCCCCCAAGCCUCUGGACCUUACUUGCAGUGAAGGGAGAGAUCAGGUACAUCUCCUGAGCUGUGUCUCAGCAUCGCCGCUGGCCCGGUGUGGGCCUGGCUCCUGCACUGCUUCCUGAGCUGGUUUCGUCAUCGCCCCUCAUUCUGCGAGCUGUCAAACCCUCCAAUAAAUUCCUACU